CGUUCCCAGCCCAAUGUAAAUACCGUUACCCUAGGACGCUGUAUAUAUUUCUGUCAUUUUUUUCCCCCUUUUCACACUGAGCAGAACAUACUCAUACUAGAAAAUAAGAAGAAAUUCUUCGAAGACUUAAAGAAAGGUAUUAAAUUCAAAUCAGCAAGGACCAGGAAAGAAACUAACGGAUGACUGCAGCAGAUCAGAACAGCGUGGUUCUAUUCCUGCCCCGCGGAGCGUCACCUCGGGGAGUGAUCAGCACACACCCCGUUCCUAUGAACUCCAGAGGUCCAGCGGUGCGGAGCAGCAGCCAGCCCAAACCCCGGCCCGCCCCCACAGAGGGGGCCCAGAGGGUGGGCGUGGCCGCCCUGGCCCGGAUCCAGCAGAGGCUGCAGCCCUGCCCAGGCUCCUCCCAGACCGCCAUCCGUAACCAGGGUCCCGUCGGCACUCCUCUCGCUGUGCUGGGACGCUGCGGUUCAGGCGGCCGAGGCCCCCGCUGGAGCUCCUGGAGAACAUUCAGACCAUCAGCUGCGAGGGCACGCCCCUUUCACGGCCCCUCCAAUCCUGUACCAGUCUCGCAGGAAGUCUCUCAGCCUGUGGAGUGUGAGGUCGGUGACCCCGGCUCUCACAGGAGCGAGAGGGAGAAACGCGGGGGUGCGAGGAGUCUUAUUUUCGGGGGCAGUGACAUCGAGUGGACAGUGCUUGUGCCACUGUGA
This is a messenger RNA of Conger conger (European conger), 707 nucleotides long. RefSeq names its product UBX domain protein 6 (gene ubxn6). The transcript has 5 exons. The coding region runs from base 180 to 707 and encodes 175 amino acids. The record is from RefSeq and is a predicted model, not a curated record. NCBI's taxonomy places the organism in Eukaryota, Metazoa, Chordata, Actinopteri, Anguilliformes, Congridae.